Argentina anserina (silverweed cinquefoil) is the source of this 1776-nucleotide messenger RNA. RefSeq names its product two-component response regulator ARR12-like. Gene Ontology annotation, molecular function: DNA binding. The record is from RefSeq and is a predicted model, not a curated record. The coding region runs from base 1 to 1776 and encodes 591 amino acids. Gene Ontology annotation, biological process: cytokinin-activated signaling pathway; phosphorelay signal transduction system. Lineage: Eukaryota; Viridiplantae; Streptophyta; Magnoliopsida; Rosales; Rosaceae. The transcript has 6 exons.
AUGGAUGCGAAAGAACAGCUCAGAGGUUCUACUGGUGAUCAGAAUGGGGAUUUGGAUCGAUUUCCAGAUGGUAUGCGUGUUCUGGCUGUUGAUGAUGACCUAACUUAUCUGAAAAUCUUGGAGGCUACCUUGCGUAAAUGCAAUUAUGAGGUAACUACCGCCAAUGAUGCAUACCAGGCACUCCAAAUUCUGAGGGAAAACCGAAAUAAUUUUGACCUGGUAAUCAGUGAUGUACAUAUGCCAGACAUGGAUGGCUUUCAGCUACUCAAGCAAUUAGGAGAUGAAAUGGACCUACCUGUAAUCAUGGUGUCAUGCAAUGGUGAUAAUGAGUUUAUUAAGAAGGGAAUCUCGCAUGGUGCUUGUUGCUAUUUGGUGAAACCUGUUAAUAUUGAAGUGUUCAAGACUAUAUGGCAACACGCCUUUCGGAGGAAGAGUUUGAGCUCGAAAGACCAACGCAAGUCUUCUGAUCAUAAUUUACGUAAGGGAAUAGAAGAAGGCGAAGAUGAUGAAGAUUGGGAUGAGAAACCAUCAACGCCAAAGAAGCGUCGGGUAGUUUGGACUGAAGAGCUGAAGAAAAAGUUUAAUGACGUCUAUUAUUAUCUGGGACCAGAAAAGGCUGUACCUAAGAAAAUCCUUGAGUUGAUGAAUGUUGAAGGUCUCUCGAGGGGUAAUGUAGCCAGUCAUUUACAGAAAUUUAGGGAACACAUGAAAAAGGGCAGCAUUAAUCAGGACAGGCAGAGAGCUAGCAUGGUCGUUGAUCGGGGGAGAAAUUCUUCUUACAUGCCACGCACAGAUUUAAUCGAUAAAUCUGGAGGGAGACUCUUAAAUGCUGCUCCUUUACCCUCAUACAUGCCUUCUCAGAUGGUAUCUAGAUCAAACACUCGCUCUAGUGUUAUGCAAAGAAUAGCUCCUUCGCAUCUAUUGCGACCUGGUCAAUCCCAAACGUUGUGCAGCCAUUAUUCAGAGACAGCAAACCUCCAGCCAAGUGUGGUUACAAACCAAAGCCGGAACUGUUUUCCAGUAUCACACACACCAGUAGGGCUCUUUCAAUUGCAGCAGAAAGAUACUACAGUUGACAUUGGGCAGUCGACCCUCAAUAAUAAUGGUUACACAACCACCUUCCCCUAUAAUAGCAUGCUUGGUAGCUCCAUGGGUGAUCAAUCUGCUCUCGGAGUGAACUCAUUGAAUCCAGAAUUGUUUGACAAUGCCCUUUGUAGAUCGUCUACCAGUAGAUACUCUGACAGUUGUCAGGGUGGUAUGCAGGGUUGUGGUCAGUUGUACCAACUUCCAUCACCUGCGUUGCUCAGGAGUGAGGAUUCCGAUUUUGGGCUAUUGCCUGCUAACAAGUUGGGAACUUCUUCAAAUACACCUCAGGUUAGGAACACUCCAGAUGAUUUCUCUUCUAUCGGUGCACUUUCAAUACCUAAUAUAUGGCGGGAAGAUGAUAAGCAAGAUUACAACAACUGGAACCUUCCUUCCAUCGUUUCUGGCAAUCAUGUUGUAGAUUCCGGCUUAGUGGGCUUGAACCAAAAUGAUGCAGCUUGCGGCAGGAUCAAUUUGUCUAUGUUUGACCAGUUCAGUUGGGAAAAUACAACUAUCGGACAUAAUGUUGGAGUUGAGAAUUCGACCAUGCAGAUUAAGGUUGAUCCCAAUGAUGGCUUGGUUCAGAAUAAUGUUGAAUCACCGGAUAACCAGGUAUGUUCUGAUAUGAUAAAUCAGACUGAAAUGGAGAAUGAGCUUGAUUUUCUAGACAGAGAGUUUGGACUUCAUGCUUAG